GGAAACUCAACUUUGUCCUUCCUCUUCUCCUCUUCUCUUAUAUUCUCUGAAGAACCUAAGAAAAGCAAAAGCUUGAAGAAGGGCUAUAUACAUAGCCAAAUUUAUAGUAAAAGAGUCAUGGACUCGUCUUCUGGGUUUAGAAGGCCUUGUUUCGUUGAGGAAGAUGAUGGGUUAGCUUCUCUUGCUGAUAUGGAAGCUGGGUUUUCAGGGAACCACCAAAACCACCAUCACAACCACCCUUUCUUUUCUCGGUCGCUUUGUUAUGGGAGGAAGACGGGGAGUUUCAGGAACCUUUCAUCGUCUGUUGCUUCUCCAAGAUCUGCGAGAUUUUAUGAUGCGAGAUUUGAAGAUCAUCAGCCUCAUUUCUUGGAAGCUUGUUUUCUUUGCAAGAGACCACUGAGUGAUAACAGAGACAUCUUCAUGUAUAGAGGGGACACACCAUUCUGCAGUGAAGAGUGCAGGCAAGAGCAAAUAGAGAUUGAUGAAGCUAAAGACAAGAACUGGAACCUUUCUUCUUCCAUGAAAGCUUUAAGGAAAAAAGACCAGAAGAAAUCUAUAUCACCUCCUAAGACACAGGACUACACUUCUUGUACAGGCACUGUAGCUGCAGCUUAGUUUUACAAACAAAUAUAUAUACAUGCAUAUAGUUUAUAAUGUUAAUUUGCCCUGAAAAGAGAAAAAACAAUUACCAGAGGAAAGAACAGAAGGUGGAGGGUAAAGAACAGAAUAUAUAUGGUACUAUGUAUGGUUUUUGUCAGCAAGGAAAGGGCAAGAAGUGAUUUGGAGGAGGACAACAAGACCCACUUUGAGGAUUUUACAUUUUUGUUCUUUUUGGGCUUUUCUACUUCCUUCUACUUUCUUCUGUGAAUGUUAUAAAUAGGAUUGAGUAGUCAUGUGUGGAUUGAUGGAUCUGCUCUAUGAUGUGAUCUGUGAUCUGUAUAUGAUGUGGCUAGCUCUUUAUUUUGGUUUUCUUUUUCAUGUAAGGAGUUUGCUUUUCUCAUGUGUCAAGGAAGAAAUGAGAAAUUUCUUGAGUUCCCAGUUUCA
Molecule: messenger RNA, 1044 nt
Organism: Hevea brasiliensis (rubber tree)
Lineage: Eukaryota; Viridiplantae; Streptophyta; Magnoliopsida; Malpighiales; Euphorbiaceae
Product: FCS-Like Zinc finger 1
Exons: 2
Coding region: 118-615 (165 amino acids)
Source: RefSeq, a predicted model, not a curated record